This is a messenger RNA of Enterobius vermicularis (human pinworm), 1149 nucleotides long. The record is from the annotation of a GenBank genome assembly. Lineage: Eukaryota; Metazoa; Nematoda; Chromadorea; Rhabditida; Oxyuridae.
AUGAAGUAUGUUAUUUUGCGAGAAAUAACCACUGGUUGUGUUAAUUUACCUGAUGAGGUUAUCGAAUGUAUAAUCUCAAAAGUUCCUCCAGUUGAGUUGUGCUUGUCAGGAUGGGAAAGUGUUAGCAAGGGUUUUGCCAUAAUGAUAGAUUCUAUCUUAUCAAAGCAAAGAAGUUUGGAUACUCUUUUUGGUGAAGAGCAUCGUUUCUUUUCGCGAUUGACGACUGCUGAUUUCGCAAGUGACGGAAAGUUACUUUUUCAGUUGAAAUUGGUGGCCAAAAAGUUGUUUCCUCAUAUCGAUACUCUUACAACUUCAUCAUCGAUAUUAUAUGCAUUUUUCCACUUGGCGUCGAUUAUCGAAGGACGGUUGUUACUUUACCCAAACUUACGUUGCCUAAAUCUUUUCUUGGGGCCAGGUUUCGAUGUGGCUCCGCAUCGGUGUACCAUAUUCUGUUUAUAUCAACUUGCCAGGUCGUUUGCUUCUAACAAUCGUGCAGUCAAUAUUACCGCUCGCGUUAUGGAAGGUAGCGACCACCUUCUUAAUGUUGUUAGUUUUAGGGAGAUGUUGAAGGUCGUCUUAUCUUUUACCCCCAACACAGUGUCUUGGUCGUUGUGUUUGAAAGAUGCUACUGAGAGGUCACAGGGAUGGUUUUGCCCUACUGAAUUAACUCAUGCUAGAAACAUUGCUUUUAUAACCUACGUUAGAUUAUUCGCAGAAUAUGAUAUUCACUUAAAAGAGUUACUGCUGGUAGAUGAACUUAAAGUAUCUCCCUACAUGAUGAUUAUGAAACAUCGGCAUCGUUUUUUAUUCAUGUAUGAUGAAUUUAAAAAUUGUGAAAAGCUUUGCUUACAAUACGAUGUUGGUAAUGUAUUUCCGUCCAUUAGUAGAGGUGCUGAUGUUUACUCAGAUCUGAAAAGCGUUGAGAUAGUUGCAUCGCAUGUCUUGUACAAAAAUGAGUUCUUAUUAUACCUCUCGGAUGCUUUAAAUUUAGAAUCUGUACAAAUUGAUUUACCACCUCAUUGGAUUGAAAGGGUGAAAAGAUGUGCGUACGGGUGCUUCCGCAAUGCUGACUUUGGUUGUUUUACGGAGUCAGGAUGGGCUGCUUUUUCAAAAUUUCUUCCUCAAGCAAGGCUGAUAGUACGCGCCUGA